GGUCUAACACUAACAUACGAUCUCAUCGUCUUCGUAUGCCCUGCUUUCGACGGUAUUUCUCCGGUAUCGUUUCCCGAAUAAGUUAGGAGGGUAGAGAGAGGAAGACACGAAAAAAAGAAAAGAUAAAAAAAAAAGAAAAAACAAACAGACUUUUUUCAUCUCUGUGAGAGAGAAAAGGGAGGGAAGAGAGCAGAGGAGAUUACUGAGAGUUAUAGAGCUUCAUUUGCAGCCCUUUCAUGGCGUUUUUCAUUUACGUAUAUCCAUGAGUACGUCUUCCCGUAUUGUCGUGGAUUUACAGUUUAAUCUCCUGAAAUCUCUUACGGAUCCACUGCUCUAGCUCUUCGGUUUUCGUCGGUUUCGAGUUUGGUGUCUUCAUUGAGCCGGCGGAAGGAAUUGCAGUAUGAGCGUCGAUACCCACAGGGAAGGGGAGAAUUAGGGUUCUUGUCCGUAGUCCUUGGAUUUCCAUGGGUGAUGGCGGAGUCGCCUGCGUGCCUUCCCAGCAUGUUAUGGAAAGGUUUCCAAUUCCGGAUAUGUUCUGCGGGGGCAAUGGUGGUUUCAACUCCAAGUCUCUUCAGUUUGCAGAAUCACAAGUUCAGAGAGAGCAUGAGAAGAAAAUGAAAGUAGAGAAAGAAGAUUUCGGUUCAGUCAAAGGGCGAAAAAGAGGUGCAGAGAAGGGGGAAUUGGGUUUAGAGAGAGGGAAGAAAGGGGAAGUUGAGAAGGACGAGAUUCUGUCCAACUCGCUGCCAAAGAAGGAUGAAAUGGAGGAGGGAGAAUUGUGUUUAACGAAGGGCCCGAAAGCAGAAUUGGAGAACGGUGAGUUUGUUCCAGAUAAAUUGAAAAAAAGAGAAGCUGAGAAGGGAGAGUUAGUUCCUGAUAGAUGGAGGAAAGAGGAGGUAGAGAAAGGAGAGUUCAUUCCAGAAAAAUGGCCCAAGGGGAAAGUAGAGAAGGGAGAAUUUUGUGCAGGAAGACUGCGGAGAGAACUAGAGAAGGGAGAGUUCAAUUCAGUGAAGUGGAGAAAAAGUGAGGUAGAAAGGUCAGACUACAGUUCAGGGGAACCACGGAGAGGUGAACCGGAGAAAGUGGUGAAGGAUGGAUUUGGUUCCGUAAGAGAGCGAAAACGUGAGCAAGAUCAUACACCACCUUCUACAAGGUUUUCCGAUGAGGAUGCUUCUCAGAGAAAGGAUUUCACUAGAAUUGACAGUGAGCGUAGAAAAAGGUCUUCCAGGUGGGAUCAUGAGAGGGGCUCAAAGAUCAGUUCAAGAGUCAUAGACGAGGAACCAGGUUCCUACAAGCGCGAACACAGCGAUGGGAAGAACCACGGGAGAGAGUACGCCUCUGGAAGUUGGCUGAAACGGUAUAGUACAGAUUCCGACAGCAGCACGCGCAAAUACCAUGGGGAAUAUGUUGAUUAUUCAGGUUCUAGAAGCCGGAGGAUUACUGAUGACAGUAGCCGGUCUGGCUACUCGGAGAAGCAAUACUCACGCUGUUCGGUGGAGAGCUCGUUUAGGAAUUCUUCCUCUUCAUCAAGGGUCUCAUCAUCAAGCAGGUAUUCAUCUAGGCAUUAUGAUUCUUCUUUAUCUUCAAGAGGAGUGCAUGACAGACAUUGCCGGAGGCGAAGUCCAAGUUAUUCUGAGCGGUCCCCACAUGACCGGACCCGGCAUCAUGAUUAUAAGGAUCGAAGUCCUGUCCACAGUCAGAGGUCCCCACGUGAUCGGGCCCGUUACCAUGAGCUUAGGAACAAAAGCCCCACUCAUGCUGAGCGGUCUCCAUAUGACAGAUCAAGGCGCCAUGACCGCAGGGACCUGACCCCGGGUUACUUGGAACAGUCGCCUCUUCAUUGUGGUCGGACCCGUGAUCAUCGAGAAGUUAGUAGAAAGAGUGAUAGACGGCAUGAUCGGUAUGGAAGUACAGGGCACCAAGAAAAACUCGACCAGGUGGAUUCUGUCGGAGAUCCUCAUAGGCAUUCAAGUAGACAACCAGAAGACACCAGUUUGCAUGAUGGUGGUAGUUCUGUUGAGAAAAAUGUCAACGAUCAAUCUCACAAAGAAGAACAGUUGCAAAACCCAAGCACAGAGACCAAUGAACCUCCUCAGGUUGAUGGAGUUCCAGAUGAGCUUCUCUCCAUGGAAGAGGACAUGGAUAUAAGUGACACACCACCACAUGUUCCAGUCAUGGUUGAUUCAAACCAAGGAAAAUGGUUUUACCUCGACCAUCUUGGUAUUGAACAAGGUCCUUCUAAAUUGCGUGACCUUAAGAGGCUUGUUGAUGAAGGGGUUCUUCUAUCAGAUCAUUUAAUAAAGCAUUCGGAGAGUGAUAGGUGGGUAACAGUUGAAAAUGCUGCUUCUCCAUUGGUGUCUGUAAACUUCCCAUCAAUUGUUUCAGAUUCUAUAACUCAGCUAGUAAGCCCUCCUGAGGCUCCUGGGAACCUGUUGUCAGAUGCUGGCGAUGCUGCACAAUCUGUUAAUCAGUAUAGACAAGAACAAGCUACCAGCGGUUUAGUUGAACCUGAGCUCAUAGAAGAUCUCCGUAUUGAUGAAAGGGUUGGGGAGUUGCUAAGGGGUUACACUAUUAUUCCUGGGAAGGAACUCGAGAACAUUGGAGAAGUACUACAUGCAACCUUUGAGCACAUAGAAUGGGAGAAAUGGGGUAGCUAUGAAGGUUUCACAAGGUUCCGAUCUGGCACUGGGGAGGCGUAUGGACAUCAAAGAGAUGAGGACUCUGUGAGAUCCUUUGACAUUACAUCAAAAGAAGCUUUAGAAAUUAGGUUGCCUGCACUUCAUGACAAAGAUUAUGCUUUUGGUGGUGGUGAUUCUGUUGACUGGUUUUCUGGGCGGUGGUCCUGCAAGGGUGGUGAUUGGAAGAGGAAUGAUGAAGCUGCCCAGGAUAGAUCAUCAAAAAAGAAACUUGUCAUCAAUGAUGGUUACCCGCUUUGCCAGAUGCCAAAAUCUGGGUAUGAGGACCCUCAGUGGCAUAGGAAGGAUGAGUUAUACUAUCAUUCGCACAGUAGAAGACUUGAUUUACCCCCGUGGGCCUUCUCUUUCUUUGAUGAUAGGAAUGAUUUCAAUGGAAUAAGCAAGCUAAGCCAAGCCAAACCACUGGCUGCUAGGGGAGCAAAGGGUAUUAUGCUACCAGUUGUCAGGAUAAAUGCUUGUGUUGUCAAGGACCAUGGUUCAUUUAUCUCUGAACCUUGCAUAAGAGUUAGAGGAAAUGAUCGUCAUUCAAGAUCCAUACGUUCUUUUGCUGGAAGUAGUGACAACAAGAAUUCAUUAUCAGAAGGUGCUCCUGGAUCCAAAAAGAAUAUUGAACAGGAUUUGCUGGGUUUACAGAAGUGUAUAACACCCAUUAGCACUCAAAAAGAUCACGUUUGCACAAUAGAUGAACUACAAUUGCAUUUGGGUGAUUGGUACUACCUUGAUGGUGCUGGCCAUGAAUAUGGACCAUCGUCAUUCUCAGAGUUGCAAGCUUUGGUUGAUAAAGGUAAUAUCCAGAACUAUACCAGUGUUUUCAGGAAAGUUGAUAAAAUUUGGGUUCCGGUUACCUCUACUGCACUAGCAUCCAAUGCUGCUAGCCAUGCCCAAGAAGAAAAAGGAGCAGAUAAUGAUUCAUCUGGAGUUCACCUUUCUCAAUCAGAGGUUGCUGCAGAAGUUGUGGGCAAUGUUGCUUUAAGUUCGUUUCACAGUUUGCACCCACAAUUUAUUGGUUUUGCUCGUGGGAAGCUACAUGAGUUGGUCAUGAAGUCUUACAAGAGCCGGGAGUUUGCUGCUGCUAUAAAUGAGGUCUUGGAUCCAUGGAUCACUGCUAAACAGCCAAAGAAGGAAUUGGAAAGGCUCCCCUUGAAUUUAGCAACUGCAAAAAGUUCUUUCUCAUCCCGAAGAUCAGAGGAUGAUGGUAAAAAUAGUGUUAGUGCUUGUAAAAGAGCUCGGUUGCUGGUUGAUGAAAAUGAAACAGACUCUGAAAUGGAAGCAGAUUUCCAGACAUUCCAGAGAGGUGACUGCUCAUUUGAGGAAUUAUGUGGUGAAACUAAUUUUGACCAAGAAAAUGCUACAAGUCCUGAGGCUAUGAGGGAGAACUGGGGUCUGCUUAAUGGAUGCAUCCUUGCUCGGGUUUUCCAUAUUCUGAGAGCUGAUAUGAAGUCCCUUGCAUUCGCUGCUGCUACUUGUAAGCACUGGAAUACUGUAGUCAGGCUUUACAAAGGUGCUUCCAAGGAGGUUAACUUGUCAUUUGCAGGCCCCAACUGCACUGAUUCCAUGUUCCAGAACAUUAUGAAUGGUUAUAGCAAAGAAAAGAUAGUAUCUAUUACUUUAACUGGUUGCACAAAUAUUAGUGCUGGGACACUUGAAGAAGUUAUUCAUUUCUUCCCUUGUAUAUCUUCUAUAGAUAUUCAGGGUUGCAACCAGUUUAGAGAGUUGUCACAAAAGUUUCAGAAUGUGUGUUGGAAGAAAACCCGUACUCAUGACACUAAGAUUUCUGAAGAAUCGUAUUCAAAAAUGAGGAGCCUUAGACAAAUAGCUGAGAGAAGUUCCUCAGUUUCCAAAGCUUUGAAGGUCUCAAGGACUCACUUUGAUGAUUCCAGUGAGCCUGGAGGUUCUCUUGAUUAUAGCUCUACUUGGUAUAAGAUAGACUCAGCAAGUCAAUCACUCCAGCAGAGCUCUUACAGACGUGCUAAGUUACUUGAUGCUAGAAAGUCAUCAGCCCUUCUAUCAAGGGAUGCUCAUAUGAGGCGGUUGCUCGGUAAGAAAUGUGAAAAUGGGUAUAAGAGGAUGGAGGAAUUUCUUACUGUCAGUCUGAAGGACAUCAUGAAGGAGAAUACCUUUGAUUUCUUUGUGCCUAAGGUUGCAGAAAUCGAAGAUAGGAUGAAGAAUGGUUAUUAUAUAGGUCAUGGCUUGAGCUCUGUCAAGGAAGAUAUCAGUCGCAUGUGCCGGGAUGCUAUAAAAGCAAAGGCUCGAGGAGAUGCUGGAGACAUGAAUCACAUUAUUAUGCUAUUUAUCCAACUCAUCACCAGUUUGGAAGAUUAUUCCAAGUCAUCCCGUGGAAGAGAUGAAAUCAUGAGGACACUGAAGGAUGGGUCAACUUCAGGAUUUUGCUCAGCAACCUCCAAGUAUAAAAAGAAACAGAACAAAAUUGUGAACGAUAGGAAAUACAUGAAUAGGAAUAGCAGCUUAUCCUAUGUCAAUGGUGGUACAGAUAAUGGAUAUUUUGCAACUGAUCGUGAAAUUAAAAGGCAGUUAUUCAAAUUGAAUAGGCGAUCUCUAGAUUCUGAAAAUGAGACUUCUGAUGAGCCUGACCGGUCUUCUGAUGGUGCUAUAAGUGAUGAUGAGAGUACUGCUUCUGAUACAUACAGUGACUUGGAUUUCCAAUCAGAGGGUGCAACUGGAGAUUUAAGAGGAUAUGGAUACUUUCCAGCUGAUGAAACCUUUGACUCAAUGAGUGAAGAUCGUGAAUGGGGUGCUCGCAUGACGAAAGCAAGCCUUGUUCCUCCUGUUACUCGGAAGUAUGAAGUCAUUGAUCAAUAUGCUAUUGUAGCAGAUGAGGAGGAAGUGAAACGGAAGAUGCAGGUUUCUUUACCUGAAGAUUAUGCUGAGAAACUUAGUGCACAAAAGAAAGGAACAGAAGAAUCAGAUAUGGAAAUACCUGAAGUAAAGGACUACAAACCUAGAAAACAGCUUGGUACUGAGGUCCUGGAACAGGAAGUCUAUGGCAUAGAUCCUUAUACUCACAAUCUUCUCCUUGAUUCCAUGCCAGAAGAAUUGGAUUGGCCACUCCAGGAGAAGCAUUUAUUUAUUGAAGAUGUGCUCCUGCACACUCUUAAUAAACAAGUUAGGUUCUUUACUGGCAUUGGAAAUACACCUAUGGUGUAUCCUUUGAAGGAUGUUCUUGAAGAGGUAAGGAUCAAUGCUCAACAAGGAGGUGAUACACGCAUUUCAAAAAUGUGUCAAGGAAUCUUGAAGGCCAUAGAAAGUCGACCAGAAGACAAUUAUGUCGCAUACAGAAAGGGGCUUGGAGUUGUUUGCAACAAAGAGGAAGGUUUUGUUGAAGAUGAUUUUGUUGUAGAGUUUCUGGGUGAGGUUUAUCCAGCUUGGAAAUGGUUCGAGAAGCAAGAUGGGGUUAGAUCCUUGCAAAAAAACAAUAAAGAUCCAGCUCCAGAGUUUUAUAACAUUUAUCUUGAGAGGCCAAAGGGUGAUCGUGACGGGUAUGAUUUAGUUGUCGUUGAUGCCAUGCACAAGGCAAACUAUGCAAGCCGGAUUUGUCACUCAUGCCGACCUAAUUGUGAAGCAAAGGUUACUGCUGUGAAUGGUCAGUACCAGAUUGGGAUUUAUACUCUAAGGCCUAUUGCAUAUGGCGAGGAAAUCACAUUUGAUUAUAACUCUGUAACAGAGAGCAAGGAGGAGUAUGAAGCAUCAGUUUGUUUGUGUGGCAGCCAAGUAUGCAGGGGAAGCUAUCUAAAUCUUACCGGUGAAGGGGCUUUUCAAAAGGUACUUAAGGAGUGCCAUGGGAUGCUAGACCGACACCGUUUGAUGCUAGAAGCUUGUGAGUUAAAUUCUGUAUCUGAUGAUGAUUAUAUUGAGUUGGGAAGAGCUGGUUUAGGAACUUGCUUACUUGCUGGGUUACCUGAUUGGCUCAUUGCAUAUUCAGCUCGUCUGGUGAGGUUUAUAAAGCUUGAAAGAACAAAGCUUCCUGAGGAGAUUCUAAGGCAUAAUUUGGAAGAGAAAAGGAAAAUUUUCUUAGAUAUUUGUGAAGAUGUCGAGAAAAGUGAAGCUGAGAUUCAGGCUGAGGGUGUUUAUAACCAAAGGCUUCAGAAUUUGGCACUUACUCUUGACAAGGUGAGGUAUGUAAUGAAAUGUGUAUUUGGUGACCCAAAGAAAGCUCCACCUCCACUAGAAAAGCUUAGGCCUGAAGCUGUAGUUUCGGUUCUCUGGAAAGGGGAGGGAUCACUUGUUGAAGAAUUACUGCAGUGCAUGGCUCCUCAUAUGGAAGAGGGACUACUAAAUGAUUUCAAGGCAAAGAUUCGGGUCCACGAUCCAUCUGGAUCUGAAGAUCUUCAGGGAGAAAUUCGGAGAUCUUUAUUAUGGCUGAGGGAUGAGGUUCGGAAUCUUCCAUGUACAUACAAGUGUCGGCAUGAUGCAGCUGCUGACUUGAUCCAUAUUUAUGCCUAUACAAAAUGUUUUUUUAGAGUUCGGGCAUACACAACUGUAACUUCUCCACCUGUAUACAUUAGUCCUCUUGACUUGGGCCCCAAAUAUACUGAUAAGUUGGGGUCAGGCUUCCAGGAGUAUUGCAAGACAUAUGGUGAAAACUAUUGUUUGGGGCAGUUGAUUUAUUGGCAUAACCAAACUAAUGCUGAGCCAGAUUGCAGCCUUGGAAGAGCAAGAAGAGGUUGUUUGUUGUUACCUGAUAUUGCAUCCUUCUAUGCCAAGGUUCAGAACCCAUCACGUCAACGUGUCUAUGGCCGUAGAACCCUCAAAUUUAUGGUUGCAAGAAUGGAGAAACAGCCUCAGAGACCAUGGCCGAAAGACCGCAUAUGGUCUUUUAAGAGCACCCCACGAGUUUUUGGAAGUCCUAUGCUAGAUGCAGUUCUUAAUAAGUCUCCACUGGACAAGGAAAUGGUACAUUGGCUGAAGACCAGAUCACCAGUUUUCCACGCCACGUGGGACGAGUGAGCCAAUAGGUUUAUGGGUAGCAGUGGGAUUGUUUACCGACCUAUUUUGGUUUUGGAAUGAUUAUUCUGUUUUAUUUCAUAGCUACCCCAUAAAAAUGGGAGCUGGUAAUCAUUUCAAAACAUGUCCCUAUUGUGCAUCUCACACACCACCCAUUCCUCUGUACAGUUAAUUUCUGCUUUGUAAUUUGUAUUCAUUAUUUCAGUGGUAAAGCAUUGGUUUCUUUUCCUUGUUUAAGUAAAAUGUGAAAAAAAAGAAAAGGAAAAUAUUUGAUUUUUAGGCUGCGUUUGGAAAGAGUGUAAAUACCGGUUCAAUGCAUUAUUGCAUCCCGGUUCAUAAUUGCAUACGUUUGGAGUCCUCGUAAAAACACCCUUAAGAUCGAUGUAAAAUUGCAAAUAUGUCAGGAUUUACAUCGAUCUUGGGGUGAAAAACUUCAGUUUUUUCGAAGUAAAACUUUACGCCCUUCCUUCAUCGAGGGAAAUAGGCGAGGAGUUUACCCUCAUCCACCACCAGCACGAUGCAGUCGAGUAAUGGCGACUUCCGAGUCAAGUUUACCCUCAUCUGAGCGUCUGUUUGAGUGUUCGAGGCUCUAGAUAUUUUCCUAUUCAAGUCGUUGGCGACUUCUACAUUCGAUCUGAGUGUUUGUGUAUGUAAAUCUGCAUCAAUAGCCAAGGAAUAGACGCUGAUGCUGAUCUGCGUCGAUUUGAGUUUACCCUCUCCAGUCCACUCAUUCUAAUGCUGAUCUGCAACUCUCUCUCCGACAGGCGACAUUUUUCUCUCCAGUGGCUCUCUCUUUCCAAUGGCUCUCUCUCUUCUGCGAACUGUGAUCAAUCAUCCAAAGACAAUCAUUGUAAUAAGUAAUAUACAACUUAUUGUUCUUACGGAUUAGAUCUGUUAACGAGUUAAUUUUUCAUCGCAUAUA
Nelumbo nucifera (sacred lotus) is the source of this 8577-nucleotide messenger RNA. RefSeq names its product histone-lysine N-methyltransferase ATXR3-like. Gene Ontology annotation, molecular function: protein binding. The record is from RefSeq and is a predicted model, not a curated record. NCBI's taxonomy places the organism in Eukaryota, Viridiplantae, Streptophyta, Magnoliopsida, Proteales, Nelumbonaceae.